Messenger RNA from Budorcas taxicolor (takin), 2196 nucleotides. RefSeq names its product 2-hydroxyacyl-CoA lyase 1 (gene HACL1). Gene Ontology annotation, biological process: fatty acid alpha-oxidation. The transcript has 17 exons. The record is from RefSeq and is a predicted model, not a curated record. Gene Ontology annotation, cellular component: peroxisome. The coding region runs from base 337 to 2082 and encodes 581 amino acids. Gene Ontology annotation, molecular function: thiamine pyrophosphate binding; magnesium ion binding; catalytic activity. Lineage: Eukaryota; Metazoa; Chordata; Mammalia; Artiodactyla; Bovidae.
CGCCCUUCCCCGUUUCGAAAAGGCUCUAGGUGGUGGGCUGAGGCCCCAGACCCCACUGCCCACCCACCUCUCACGCGCUCGGCGGAGGCCUCCGCCUCCUCCUGACGCUCCCCGGGUUCUGAGGGGCGGGCUGGGGAGAAGGGCCGGCCGUGACCGGAGAGAGUGUUUACCCGGCGCCUCAGCGCCAGUGGGCUGGCUGCAGCCCCGCCCCUCCCCCUCUUUAAAGGUGCCGAUCGCUCCCCUCCUCCCUCAGAGGAGCGGCCUCACGGUUGGUGUCCUCAGGGGCUGGCUUGACAGGGUGCUUCCGCGCUAGCCUGCUGUCCGCUGCGGUGGGAGAUGUCGGAAAGUAACCUGGCGGCGCGCAGUGACGGGCUCGAGGGGCAGGUGUCCGGGGCGCGAGUCAUCGCCCAGGCCCUGAAAACCCAGGACGUGAAUUACAUGUUCGGCAUCGUAGGCAUCCCGGUGACCGAAAUCGCCCUUGCUGCGCAGGAGGUGGGCAUCAGAUACAUCGGGAUGAGGAAUGAGCAGGCAGCUUGCUAUGCUGCCUCUGCAGUUGGAUAUCUGACAGGCAGGCCAGGAGUGUGCCUUGUUGUUUCCGGCCCCGGCCUCAUCCACGGUUUGGGCGGUAUGGCAAAUGCAAACAUGAACUGUUGGCCCUUGAUUGUGAUUGGUGGUUCCUCUGAAAGAAGUCAGGAAACAAUGGGAGCCUUCCAGGAGUUUCCUCAGGUUGAAGCUUGUAGACUAUAUAGCAAGUUCUCUGCCCGGCCAAGUAGCAUAGAAGCUAUUCCCUCUAUUAUCGAAAAGGCAGUGAGAAGCAGUAUUUAUGGUCGUCCAGGUGCUUGCUAUGUCGACAUACCUGCAGAUUUCGUGAACCUCCAGGUGAAUGUGAAUUCUAUAAAGUAUGUGGAGUGCUGUAUGCCACCUCCUAUCAGUAUGGCAGAAACCUCUGCUGUAUGCAUGGCAGCAUCUGUAAUCAGGAAUGCCAAGCAGCCCCUUGUCAUCAUUGGGAAAGGUGCUGCUUAUGCGCAUGCAGAGGAGAGCAUCGGGAAGUUGGUGGAGCAGUGUAAAUUGCCGUUCCUGCCCACCCCCAUGGGGAAAGGUGUCAUCCGUGACAACCAUCCAAACUGUGUAGCUGCUGCCAGGUCCAGGGCUUUGCAAUUUGCUGAUGUAAUUGUAUUACUUGGUGCCAGAUUAAAUUGGAUUUUGCAUUUUGGACUGCCUCCAAGGUAUCAGCCAGAUGUGAAGUUUAUCCAGGUUGAUAUCUGUGCAGAAGAAUUGGGGAAUAAUGUAAGGCCUGCUGUGACCUUGCUUGGAGACAUAAAUGCUGUCACUAAACAGCUUUUAGAACAAUUUGAUAAAACACCAUGGCAGUAUCCUCCUGAGAGCGAGUGGUGGAAAGUUCUGAGAGAAAAAAUGAAGAGCAAUGAAGCUUUAUCCAAGGAAUUAGCUUCCAAAAAAUCUCUGCCUAUGAACUAUUACACAGUAUUCUACCAUGUUCAAGAACAGCUACCCAGAGACUGUUUUGUGGUGAGUGAAGGAGCAAAUACUAUGGAUAUUGGACGCACUGUGAUUCAAAACUACCUUCCUCGCCACAGACUUGAUGCUGGUACUUUUGGAACAAUGGGAGUCGGUUUGGGAUUUGCCAUUGCAGCUGCUAUAGUGGCUAAAGAUAGAAACCCAGGGAAGCGUGUCAUCUGUGUGGAAGGAGACAGUGCAUUUGGAUUUUCUGGCAUGGAAGUAGAAACCAUCUGCAGAUACAACUUGCCAAUUGUACUUUUGGUGGUGAAUAAUAAUGGAAUUUAUCAAGGUUUUGAUACAGAUAGUUGGAAGGAAAUGUUAAAAUUUGGAGAUGCUACUACAGUGGCCCCUCCAAUGUCUCUUCUGCCCCACUCACAUUAUGAGCACGUCAUGACUGCAUUUGGAGGCAAAGGGUAUUUUGUACAAACACCAGAAGAACUCCAGAAAUCCCUGAGGCAGAGCCUGGCAGACACAACUAAUCCUUCCCUUAUCAACAUCAUGAUUGAGCCGCAAGCCACACGGAAAGCCCAGGAUUUUCACUGGCUGACCCAGUCUAAUCUGUAAAUAAAGAUGCCAAUGAGUGACUUGAAGAGUUUUCGCUUUCCUAUAAGAUUGAAUUUUAUUUUUCACAACAAAAGCACUAUAAUGUUAAAAUUGUCAUGCAAAAAUUAAAUAAAA